CUGAAGAAGUUUUUCUGUUGAGAAUUGUUGAGAAAACAGCAUUAGAAGUUGGUGUUGGGUGUAUCCAGAAUAAAAACUAGUGAGCUACCAUAUUACGAAAAUCUAAAAGCUGGCAGGAAAAAACGUUCAACGCUAAAACAGAAAGUGUAAAAUAUUUGGAAUCGGUUCAUCAGAACAUGCUGAGAGUUUUGACUAAACACUUUUCUACCGAAAGUUGUAAAAUUCCUUUAUCCAGAAUCGUAAUAAAUAGUUUACAAAAGUUAUCGACUGGACCUAGUACAGAAAAUGUAGUAGUGAAGAAGGGGGUAAUUGCUAAAAAAAUUCCGAAGCGCGUAUUUUUGAAAGAAGAUAAAGAAUAUGCUUGGUGCUCUUGCGGCUUCAGUAGAAAACAGCCUUUUUGUGACGGCUCUCAUAAAACGAGUCCCACCGAAUUAAAACCUAUAUUAUUCAAGCCGGAGAAAAGUGGAAAUUAUUUUUUGUGUAGAUGCAAGCAGACUAACAAUAGACCCUACUGUGAUCUCACUCACAUCAAGACCUUUAUUCCUGCGGCCUUAAGAGAUGCAUUGAAGAUAAAACUAUAAUUUUGGUAAUUAUAAUAGUAAAUUAUCUUUUGCAAGUUUGAUCGAAUACUUUCGGUAACCAUCGUACCGAAUCAUACUAAGAUUUGUUUAGUACCUGAUAGCAGAUGAUUUUUUUUCAAGAAAAUGCCAACAUUUUUCAGCAAGCAGCUAUUUUAGAGAUAUUAAACUGUUUAAAACAAUUUAUUUCCGUAUUGUUAACCUCAAUAAAGUUUUAGUUAACAAUUACAGA
Centruroides sculpturatus (bark scorpion) is the source of this 810-nucleotide messenger RNA. Its product is annotated as CDGSH iron-sulfur domain-containing protein 3, mitochondrial-like. The record is from RefSeq and is a predicted model, not a curated record. Lineage: Eukaryota; Metazoa; Arthropoda; Arachnida; Scorpiones; Buthidae. Bases 177 to 581 code for a protein of 134 amino acids. Gene Ontology annotation, cellular component: intracellular membrane-bounded organelle. Gene Ontology annotation, molecular function: 2 iron, 2 sulfur cluster binding. The transcript has 5 exons.